AUGUCAACUCGUAUUCUCAGCAUCACUCGCUCUAAAACCAGGGCAGCAUCUGCAGGAACCUGUGUGUGCCUGUCUCUGUGCCCUCGCACUGUCUGUGCCUCCUCAUCACAUGGUCUCUGCAGUAGCGGCAGCAGCAGCCUCUCGUAGAUGUGGAGCUGUCUCUGCAGCAGUCUUCCCGGGCUUUCUCACAUCUGCCUCACAUCUGGAGCGGUCUCUGUGGCGGGUAGUAGCCAGCGGUGUCUCCGCAGAGGUCUCUUCCUGACCUGUCUCUGGCGCGGUCUCUCACGUCUGGAGUUAUACGUUUCAAGCUUCAUGGUCUAAGUUACAACCCAAACUUAAAAGACUUUACUACAUGGAAGACUCUGACAUACAUCAUAUAAGUCGCAGCUUGUUGUGACCUUUGCCCCUUGGCCCCAUUGAGUUAUUGAGGGGUCUCCAUCCUCCCAAUGCCUGCCCUCCACUUGUGCCCUCUACUUUCCUUACUACUUUUGGGCUGUUCCUCCACUGUUCCUGUUAUGGAGGAAUCUUCUCCAGGGCUGAAUGGAGAAAGUGGAUCCCCGUCUUCACCUCCUCAGGGUCCCGGUCCACCUCCUCGUUCCAAACGUAGCUGGGUCUGGAACCAGUUCUUUGUGAUAGAAGAAUAUGCGGGACCAGAGCCUGUCUUGAUCGGAAGGCUGCACACAGAUGCGGAUCGCGGGGAAGGACGAGCCAAGUACCUCCUGACUGGAGAAGGUGCCGGUUCUGUGUUUGUCAUUGAUGAUAAAACUGGCAAUAUCCAUGUUACCAAGUCCCUUGAUCGUGAAGAAAAGGAAGAGUACGUGCUGUUGGCGCAGGCUGUGGACAAACUUACCCUUCGACCACUUGAACCCCCUUCCCAGUUCAUCAUCAAGGUGCAGGACAUUAAUGACAACCCCCCUGUUUUCCUGCACCCUCCCUACAGGGCCUCUGUGCCGGAGAUGUCCAACGUAGGAACCUCUGUUAUCCAGGUGACAGCCACUGACGCUGAUGACCCGACAUAUGGGAACAGCGCUCGACUUGUGUACACUGUGCUGGAAGGUCAACCAUACUUUUCUGUGGACCCUCAAACAGGGGUGAUACGUACUGCAAUCCCAAACAUGGACCGGGAGACCCAGGAUGAGUUUCUGGUUGUCAUACAGGCCAAAGAUAUGGGAGGCCAUGUGGGAGGACUUUCAGGCUCUACUACUGUUACUGUCACAUUGACAGAUGUCAAUGACAAUCCACCCAAAUUUCCACAAAAUUUAUAUCAGUUCACUGUUUUAGAGGACACUGCUAUUGGAUCUGUCAUUGGUAGACUUCGGGCACAUGACCCAGACACUGGUGAGAAUGCAGUGAUGUACUACAGCAUCCUGGAUGGUGAUGCCGGGGACACUUUUAGUGUGAUGGCAGACUCUGCAGGACAAGAUGGAAUUCUCAGAGUACAGAAGCCUCUAGAUUUUGAGUCGCGCCGCUCUUUCACAUUUCGUGUUGAAGUGAUGAACACUGUGAUUGAUCCUCAGUAUAUUCGUCGAGGACCAUUUAAGGAUGUCACAACUGUGAGGGUGACUGUGGGAGACGUAAACGAGACUCCACUUUUCUCCCAAAACCCGUAUACCUUAAGCGUGUUGGAAAACCAGCCUCCAGGAACACUUGUAGGGAUAGUCCAGGCCCGUGACCCUGACCUACAGAGCAGCUCUAUCAGUUAUUCUAUUGAGCCACUCUCCAACCCUGAAGAACUGUUCACAAUUAAUCCAGAAGAUGGGACCCUCAGAACAAGCGUCUUCUUGGACAGGGAGAACAAGAAAGAGCACAGCAUCACUGUAACAGCUAGCGAGACUGACAGCCCUUUCCAAGUGUCACAAGUUGGAGUUGUGAUCCAGGUGUUAGAUAUAAAUGACAAUCCACCAACCCUGGCCGAGAUAUAUAAGCCACAUGUGUGUGACAAUGCACAACCAGGACAGGUAAUCCAGACAGUAAGAGUGAAAGAUGCUGAUAUUGAAAAUGGUUUUUUUCAUAUUCAAAGCCCUAAUGCUGCAUCUGAUGGAAACUUCACUCUUCAAGACAACAAAGAUGGAAGUGCAUCACUCCUGGUAAAACAUGGUGGAUUCUGGAGGUCACAAAGAGACAUAUUCUUAGUGCCUAUAGAGAUUAAAGACAGUGGAGAUCCUCCUCUUAGCAGUACUGACACGCUGACCGUUUCUCUUUGUCACUGUGAGGCAGGUGGGGCUGUCUUGACCUGCCAUAUGACCACAGGAUCAGCUGCUGGACUCAGUACACCUGCUUUGCUGGCUAUAUUGGCUUGUGCAUUUAGCCUUCUGGCCCUGGUGUCCCUUUUCUACUUGCAGCGAAGACACAAGCCAUCGCCUCUAUCUUUGUGUGAGGAUGAAGAUAUAAGAGAGAAUAUCAUUACUUAUGAUGAUGAAGGUGGUGGAGAGCAAGACACUCAGGCUUUUGACAUGUCAGCCUUGCAGCCUCCACAGACGGGCCUCACUGGAGGUUUCUUCCACCCCCCUCGAAUGGAUGUUCUCCCUCGAGUUCCUCACCCACCAGCACCACGCUCACCUCAAACUGCUCCUGUUGACGUGCAACGAUUUUUGGCACUUCGAUUGAGAGAAGCAGAUAGAGACCCUGUGGCGCCACCCUAUGACUCCAUCCAGGUAUAUGGUUUUGAGGGUGGAGAUUCCUCAGCUGGAUCACUAAGCUCUUUGACCAGCAGCUCUGGAGGUUUAGGAGAGGAAGAACUUGUGGGUGAAGACAUAUGGGAAUGGGGCCCCCAUUUCAGGACCCUAGCAGAAAUCUAUGGAGCGAAAAGAAGAAACUCUACUACAGAAGAUUAAAACUCUUGUUGCCAAAUGAUUGUUUACUUUUUUUCUCGUGAGUGACCUGCAGAAUGAUCAUUGUUUUCCUCCUUUCAGCAGAGAGGCAUAAAAUAUCAGACGUGAGUUCCUUUCCUUCCCAGAAAGAACGGCAGACUUGUAGAAAGAGAACCACAGAAUAAUCAUUGUGCUUCCAGAAACCAUCUUGGUUCUGGUGUGAGGGUCAUGCAGACAUUAAAAGUUCCUAGAGGUAUUGUGUUUACAGAAUUGCAUUAAACUCCAGUCUUCCCACCGCUUGCUGCGGGUGUCUCAGACACAGUCAGACGUGUGCCAUUUGUGGAAAGCAAACAUUUUAUUUUCAAAAUAAAAAGCUUAAAUAAGCAAAUUAUUAUGUCA
Molecule: messenger RNA, 3209 nt
Organism: Hyla sarda
Lineage: Eukaryota; Metazoa; Chordata; Amphibia; Anura; Hylidae
Gene: CDH24
Product: cadherin 24
Exons: 12
Coding region: 447-2834 (795 amino acids)
Biological process (GO): multicellular organism development; homophilic cell-cell adhesion; calcium-dependent cell-cell adhesion
Cellular component (GO): adherens junction; catenin complex; plasma membrane
Molecular function (GO): cadherin binding; calcium ion binding
Source: RefSeq, a predicted model, not a curated record